Molecule: messenger RNA, 1000 nt
Organism: Zophobas morio
Lineage: Eukaryota; Metazoa; Arthropoda; Insecta; Coleoptera; Tenebrionidae
Exons: 5
Coding region: 34-948 (304 amino acids)
Cellular component (GO): membrane
Molecular function (GO): phosphatidylinositol bisphosphate binding
Source: RefSeq, a predicted model, not a curated record
GAAUUAGUGUAGUCUUUAUUUUUGUCUGUUCGAAUGGCUAUGAAUUUAAUAGACGUUGAAACAGAAUAUGCCAAAGACACAAAUCUCAAAAAGGAAGAUGUCAAAAUUCUUCUAGAAUGGGUGAACAAGCAGCCACAUUUACCCCUAACCUCUGAACUACAGGUGAUAUUUUUCUUCAAAAAAUGCCACUAUAGCAUCUAUGCUGCUAAAGCAACAAUCGACACAUUCUUCACUACAAAAAAACUAUGGCCUGAUGUACUUCUAGAAAGAAAUUUUGCAAAAUCGCCUCUGAAACCAGUUCUGGAUACCAUACUUUACUGCGUGCUACCAAAAACGACACCCGAAAAUUACAAAAUCAUUUUCCUGAAAACAAUCAACCCAAACGUGGUGGACUACAGUUUCGAGACUUUGUUUAAAUAUCUGGAUAUGAGCUGCAUGUUGGACUUGCAUCAAAAUGGUAGUUCGAAAGGACACUUGAUUCUUUUUGACAUGGAAGGAUUUCCUCGGGCGUACGUUCCAAAGAUUAGUACUCUCACAUUCAAGAAAUAUUUCCACUACAUGCAAGAAAUCAUGCCCAUAAUGGAACUCAAAGGUUUUCACUUUGUCAACGUUGUACCAUUUAUGGAUGAAAUACAGACUGCUUUUGAACCCGGUUUACCAAAAUCGCUUCUAUCUCGAGUUUUUUUGCAUGAAUCUGUUGAGGAUUUAAUGAAGCAUAUACCAAGGGAAUGUCUGCCGAAAGACUACGACGGCUUGAUGGAGUCUGUAGCAGUUUUGCAUGAAAAAACCAAACGUAGUUUGCUGGAAAAUUCAGAGUUUUUUGAGUGGCAGGACAAGCAGAUAGUUGAUGAAAGCAAGAGACCAAAUAAAAAUACAACUCACGGAUACAUUUUCGGGUUCGGGAAUGAGUUUAACGGUGACAAUGAAUCCGGCUUUGUUCAUUUUUGACUUUUGUUAAAAAAAUGAGUUUUGCAAUUAUAAUAAAAGUAGACUAGUGAAA